Fomitopsis serialis is the source of this 630-nucleotide messenger RNA. RefSeq lists its product as uncharacterized. The coding region runs from base 73 to 414 and encodes 113 amino acids. NCBI's taxonomy places the organism in Eukaryota, Fungi, Basidiomycota, Agaricomycetes, Polyporales, Fomitopsidaceae. The record is from RefSeq and is a predicted model, not a curated record. The transcript has 2 exons.
UCUGGAUAGCACCUCGAGCGCCUACGUAUUCCACAUCUGGGACGCUUUGCGGCAGCACUGGCGCGCCCUGACAUGUUGCCCCAAUUGACGAAGCUGAGGAUUCGACACGCCCAUUGGAGGGCGGCCGACAUCCCACCUCGUUCGGUAGCCUUCCUGGAUACCUUCCGCUCUGUCCGUUCGCUGCAGCUUGUCAACAUUUCCUUUCGACUGCCUCACAGUUGGUCGAUUGAUAGCAGCACUCCCUGCCCUCACUUGGUUGCACUGUGUUUCGUGUACUAUGUGACGGGGCAGAGCGAAGGACUCGAAGCAUUCCUGCCACAGAGCCCACCUCACUCCGCAAGUUGUCACUCUGCGAACCCGUGGAACUCCAGUUCCAAACAUCCCUCAUCCGUUUGGAGAAGUGCACGGUUAUAAACUGCAGGACUCCAGCUCGAGAUAUACUCCCAUCCACGUCACUCUCGAAUCAGGCAACACUCAGCGACUACUAGAUUGAAUCGCCAGUUCCUGCAACUUGUCAGUUGGAGCUACAUAUAUUGGAUGUUCCCCUCAGAUGCAGGCGAGGCUCUACUUUCGCACGUCAAUCUUGGCAAACUCAAGUUGAAGCGACUCGCCAUCGGAUUACAUGCCCAC